GAAAAAUCACAACUUCUUUCAGAAAAUGCUCAUUAGUUCCCAAAGCUUCACCUCAACUCUCCCAACCAUGGUUCCUUCCUCCUCAGUCACCGUCGACCGAUAUGAUGAGAAAGUAUGUAGAGAAAUAUUUGCGAACCAGAAUCAGCCGAAUCAUCUUGUUCUUGUCUUGGCAGGACAAUCUUCAGAUGAGAAGCGGCAGAUUAAAGAGCUUUAUCGAGCUAUCCAUGGCGAAGAACUUGUCGAACUCCUUCUUAGGAUUAAGGAAGCCAAUCCAGAAAGUGAACCAGUUUACUUUGGGUUGUGGCUAUGGAUGAUGGAGCAGCCGGAGCGCGACGCAGUGGUGGCGAAGGAUGCCGUAGAACGGGGAAGUGCCGAUGACUACAAGGCGAUCGUCGAGAUCUAUGUGCGCAGAAAGUCGAGCCAUCUCUUUGCCAGCAAGCAGGCUUAUUUUGCUAAGUGCAGAAGUCAUAUGGACAAAGAUAUCCUUUCUGUGGAACCAGAACACCCGGGACCAAAGAUUCUUGCAGCUCUUGCAACUUCACAUAGAUCUCACCAUGACGAAGUGAUCAGCCAACACAUUGCCAAUUGUGAUGCUAAGAGAUUGAAUGAGGCAUUGAAGAAAAGUGAUGGAGGAAUGGAUGAAUCUUCUAUUAUAGAGAUCUUCAGCAAGAGAAGCUUACCGCAGCUGAGGCUGGCAUUCUCUUGUUACAGGCAUAUAUAUGGAAAUGAUUAUAUUGAGGCACUUGAAGAUAGAAGUGGGAACUUUGAAGACUCCCUCAGAGUUGUCAUACAAUGCAUGUGUACCCCUUACGAGUACUACUCUGAGAUGAUAUAUAUGAGUUUGGUCGCUGAGGUAGACAAGAAGGUGGUUUUGACAAGAGUGAUGAUAGGCAGUGUGGAGGUCGGCAUGAACAAGGUGAAGGAAGCAUUUCAAAUGAGGUAUAAGGUGAAGCUUGAAGAAGCCAUUGUUGAGAGAGUUCUUGAUGAUGACAACUACAGAGACUUUCUCGUGGCUUUAUCAAAUGCAUCAGGCUAAGUUUUUUUUAGGCUUAAUGAAACAUACAGUGUGGCAAUCUUUUUUGUUGAGUGGUUGAGAUAUAACAUUUAGCUUCUUGUAUGGUUUCAUAAAUUUUAUCAGAUCCAAUAUAAACUUCGACGCAAUUUCAACAUUUCUCC
Dendrobium catenatum is the source of this 1176-nucleotide messenger RNA. Its product is annotated as annexin A13. The transcript has 5 exons. Gene Ontology annotation, molecular function: calcium-dependent phospholipid binding; calcium ion binding. Gene Ontology annotation, cellular component: cytoplasm. The record is from RefSeq and is a predicted model, not a curated record. The coding region runs from base 26 to 1036 and encodes 336 amino acids. Lineage: Eukaryota; Viridiplantae; Streptophyta; Magnoliopsida; Asparagales; Orchidaceae.